AUGCCCGGAGCCAGCGCACCCUGUCAACUGUCCAAGAAGGCGAUCAAGCGCAAGCUGCAACGACGCAACCGGGAGCGCUACCUCGAGCUGCGCGCGAUGCUCACGCAGCGGAUCCUCGAGCUCGAGGGCGUCAUUGAGCUGCGCCGCGCAGUCCCUGCCCUUUCAUGGCAGGACGUGGCCGACGAGCUGCGCUGGGAGUGUGCACGCAGCUGCCUCGAAAACUUGCAGCUGCGGCACCGCGUCAACCAGUGCGACGGUCUUGUCGUGGCUUUGACCCACGUCACAGUUGUCCAAGGCAUGACCGCUCUACCGCACUGUCCGUAG
Molecule: messenger RNA, 324 nt
Organism: Saprolegnia diclina VS20
Lineage: Eukaryota; Oomycota; Saprolegniomycetes; Saprolegniales; Saprolegniaceae
Exons: 1
Coding region: 1-324 (107 amino acids)
Source: RefSeq, a predicted model, not a curated record